GAGAUUGCAAUUAGUAUCUCUCCAUCACACCUGGUAGACCUACAGAUGAGCUGCUGCUGGCUGCAAACAUCAAAACACAUUCAGAUUCUCACUCUCUUUUUUUCUGUGGUACAUCAUCAAAUCGUUAAAUGGAAUCGUUAUCAAAAGUGGAUGAGCCGUUGCCUACGCCUCCGCCGUACUUCUUAGGAGAUGAAAGUCAAACAGGGCAAGAUGUGAGAAUGUACCAUAUUCACUCACCUUUUAGCCCUCCACCACCACCUCCUUCCUUCUCCUUUUCUCCUGGAGUUGGCUGCUCCUCUCAACCUUGCACAACUCUAUCAGUGUCUGCUCUGCCUCCGUCUACUCCCAGGCCGAAGUUUGUGAGCUAUGAAACGGAGCUGUAUCGUUCUCCAGCUCUGACAACAUGCCUUUCUUGUCAGACUCAGGUCACCACGCAAGUCACCUACCAAGUCGGGACUCAAGCGUGGCUCAUGUGUCUUGUGUUUGUGUUAUGUGGGUUGGUGCUUGGAUGCUGCCUGAUCCCAUUAUUUGUAAACUAUUUCAAGGAUGCCUAUCACACUUGUCCUCGCUGUCAACGAGUCCUCCACAUACAAAGGAAGACAUGUUGUGAAUGAACACACACAAGCUUAACUACCAA
Molecule: messenger RNA, 637 nt
Organism: Siniperca chuatsi (mandarin fish)
Lineage: Eukaryota; Metazoa; Chordata; Actinopteri; Centrarchiformes; Sinipercidae
Product: lipopolysaccharide-induced tumor necrosis factor-alpha factor homolog
Exons: 4
Coding region: 129-614 (161 amino acids)
Molecular function (GO): zinc ion binding
Source: RefSeq, a predicted model, not a curated record